This is a messenger RNA of Telopea speciosissima, 1424 nucleotides long. RefSeq names its product transcriptional regulator STERILE APETALA. The transcript is spliced from 2 exons. Gene Ontology annotation, molecular function: protein binding. The coding region runs from base 1 to 1407 and encodes 468 amino acids. NCBI's taxonomy places the organism in Eukaryota, Viridiplantae, Streptophyta, Magnoliopsida, Proteales, Proteaceae. Gene Ontology annotation, cellular component: preribosome, large subunit precursor. The record is from RefSeq and is a predicted model, not a curated record.
AUGUCGUCUUCAGCAUCAACGUCUUCCUCACAAUUAGGAAGAGGAGGAAGAAGAAGAAGAGGAAGAAGAGUUGUUGAAGGUAGUGGUGAUGGAGACGGUGGACAACGACGUCGAGGAAGACCUUCCUCUUCCUCAUCUCCUCAACAACCACCUCCUAAUGGAUUUUGGCCUGAGCCUUUUGUUGAAGCCCUAGCUUUACAGGUCGCCAUCGAUGCUGUUCGCACCUCCGGUAGACUCGCUGCUGCUCCCGCCAUCGCUAACGUCUUUCAGGUGUGCUCUACGUGGCGUGCUGUAUCACACUCCAAUCAUCUGUGGCAGGAUCUCAGUCGUCGAAUCUGGAGACGUCAGCUUCUACUACGUGAAACGUGGCGUGACGAAUUUAUUUUUUGGCAUCGUACGGCUCACAAUUUCCGAAUACGAAGGGCGGUGUAUACUCGACUGGAGAUCGACGACGGUGACUCAGACGGAAACGGCAUUGAAUUGAUCUGCCGACGUCUCGCUCUAUCAAAUAUGUUCCUCGCAUGUGGUUUCGUCGACGGCUCCGUCCGUUUAUUCGAUCUGUCGUCAGGGCUCCACGUCAGUACAUAUCGAUCCCACCAUGACGAUAGACUCGGCCGUUUCUCACGUGCGGUGUCUGGGAUCGUGAUCAACGAUGAUCCGAAGGUCGUGUUCGCAACCAUGGACGGGGAUGUCCACGUGGCUAUAAUCGGUGGCGCAGAUACACGUCGUGCGCAAGAGGGGAACGUGGUAAACGACGGGGCGUUGGUGGACUUCGCCGGGUGCAGGAGGUGGUGGGUGGGGCUCUACGCUGGGGUCCCAGGCCGGGCGUUCCACGUGUGGGAUGGAGUGACUGAGGAGCUACUCUACGUGGGGGGGACGUUGACAGACCCUGAAGCGGUCAUGGGAUGGCAUAUGCUUACUGAAUGGAGCGAGUCAUUGGGAAGAGUCAGGGUGUCGAGCCUGGAAUGCGCCGUAGCGUGCACGAGCGUUGGGAUUCUGGUUCUAGGGCUGCGAGACCAGCUAGUGUUGGGUAGCGAAGAGUUCGAAGAAGGGCUAAUCGUGGAUUCGUUCGACGUCAGCGGCGAAUUGUGUCUGUUGGUGGACAGCUCGGGCACAGCAAGUGUACGACGGGUGGGUAACAUGGAAGAAGUGUAUGGGUUUAGGUUGAGGGGGGGUGGUGGUGGUGGUGGUGGUGGUGGUAGGGUUUUAGGGUGUAUCAACGGCGGUUAUGUGUUCUUGUGCAUCGGAGGUACUGUAAGGGUGUGGGACGUGGAGCAUGGCCGAUCACUGUACCACUUAAGAGAGAGGAUACGGGAAGAAGCGAGAGCCUUGAUUGCUGAUGAGAGAUACGUGGCUGCUUGCUCUGGCAACACGCAAAUCCAUCUCUGGGAUUUCGGGGCUCUGUAGACCCUAGUCCGUCUUCC